Molecule: messenger RNA, 1386 nt
Organism: Periconia digitata
Lineage: Eukaryota; Fungi; Ascomycota; Dothideomycetes; Pleosporales; Periconiaceae
Source: the annotation of a GenBank genome assembly
AUGCGUUCAGUAAUUCAAAUUUGCUCGGUGGUAGUAUCCUCUCUGGUUAUCUUCGGAUCCUGCCUCAGUGAGACUACGAGCACUCUAAGUGCGUCUCACCCACCGGUUCCAACCGCGUCAUGGCCGCCCUUACCGUCUAGCUUCAAUGACAUUCCGUCCAAGUCUCUCGACUGUUGGAAUUCGCAGUUUUCAUUCUCAUUCACAACAUAUUUCCUUUGGACUGAGGCUGCUAAAAGCAUCACUCCCAUCGUCACUACCUUCGUUCCACCACGAACACACAAUAGAACUUAUACCUACGAACAGAAGACGAACUGCUCCACUACAAAUUUUGGUCUUACAACGCUUUGCGACGGUAUCCCACGUGCUGAAAGCCGUUCUGCUACAUGCCGUACAACACAGGUCCUGACUUCAGACGUAUGGAUAGAGUCUUCAAGCACACUCGACUAUAAUACGGCGACUUGGACCAGCGAAUUUAGGCCACCGCAGCCUUCGUGCAAAGUAGCUGAAGACGGCAGCCUACUCUGUGAUCGGAUAUACGAUGCAUACAGCUACCGAGCAUCCCAGCUAAAAUCUGAGACGACGUUAGAUCCCUCAUACCUAGGGACAUUGUAUAACAUGAUCGGUCCACAUUGCACACGCUCUGACCCAUCCGAGACCACCUAUACAGGUACAAUGUGCAGAAUGGUAGCUUCAACAUACUCUGCAUACUACUGGCCAACCCCGGCGCCCACCGGUUCUGAGUUUUGCGAAUCCUCGAAACCAACAAGCACGAUCACUGAGGAAUUAGCUACUACAGUAAUAUCGGGACAUACACUCACGAGUCCCAGUGUUUACCACUUCAUGAGAGAUGCACGAAUUGAGAGUUAUUUAUUCGAUCAGCAACGAUACAAUCUUUCUGUUGCGGUCCCAUCAGACCUGGUCCUUACUGUGGCUCAACUAGAAUCCGACAUUCUGUCAGCAUCCAUAACGUGUCGCGGCCAUGAACUAGACUACUGCACCGCAUUUUUCAUACCUGAUUUUCGGGUCAAUGAUAUCUCUACCGCACGCGCAGACGCGUACGUGCGGAAUUGUGGUUGUGGAACAGACACUAUAUAUCAGAGUAACUACAAGCCUAGUGUCGCGGUGCCAGUCAGCGAUGUGGUAAAGCAAAAUCCUGGGAUAGGGGGAAAGGACUGCGAUUGGGACUUGUGGGGUGGUUAUAGUGGAUCGUAUUGGAAUGGAGGUGUGGAAAGCUCGGUUCCAGCAUUGGUGUUCGAAAACAUGCCGAGGACAUCAUUUUUGCCAAUCGCUAGGACGACAGAGGCAGGCACCCGUUCUGUAGCGGCUACACCAGUACCCAGAAAUGCUGCAACAAGUACUCUCGAGCCAACGGUAGCUAUCCAGUGA